GCGAAGCUAAUUCUCAUUCCGUGGUACAGGAAUAGAAGUUACCGCAGAUUUCCAGCAUUCAUAGUUAUCAGUUUUAGCUCAGAUUGUGGUAACUGAAGGAUUUUGUUACUUGGCUUUAAAUUAAUUAGAGAUCUGGGUAUGAAGUUCCAGCCGAGGUUUCUGGCGGUGUCUGGAGUUUUGCUCCUUUUGCUCGGUGUGGUUUUGUUGUUCGCUGUUCCAGUGAUAAUGAAGCGGAAAGUGAUGGCGAAAGUUCGGAUUGAUCCAGAUAGUGGCCUGGCCUACACCAUGUGGCGAGACAUUCCCGUACCAUUCUACAUGUCGCUGUAUUUCUUUGAGGUUAAAAAUCCUCAAGAAAUUCUGCGUGGUGAGAAGCCAGUUCUUGAGCAGCGUGGGCCUUAUGUUUACAGGGAGUACAGACAGAAAAGCAACAUAACAUUUCACAGUAAUUAUACUGUCACAUACCGAGAAUAUCGGCAUUACCAUUUCUGUCCUGAACGGUCAGCUGGGAAUGAGAGUGAUGAACUAAUCUUGCCCAAUAUGCUUGCUCUGGGUGCAGCUUUAAUGGUUGAAGAUUUAUCUUAUGCUUUGAAACUGAUCUUCAGCACUGCCUUGAAGACAUUUAAUGAGACCCCAUUUAUUAAGAAAUCUGUGAAGGAGAUAAUGUGGGGAUAUGAUGAUCCACUUGUUGAUUUUCUUAAUCGAGUUUUUCCAGGCACACUCCCAUUUAAAGGAAAGUUUGGUUUGUUUGCUGAUAUGAACAACUCGAAUACUGGGUUAUUCACAGUUUACACAGGAGUUGAUAAUAUUACAAAAGUUCAUCUUAUAGACAAUUGGAACGGUAUUAAAGAGGUUAACUACUGGCAUUCCCAGCAGUGUAACCUGAUAAAUGGGACAGCGGGUGAAAUGUGGCCUCCAUUUAUCACUCCUUCAGACACGUUAACCUUUUACAGCCCAGACUCCUGCAGAACAUUGGAACUAGUGUUUCAGAAAUCUGGUUGGACUUUAGAUAUACCUUCUUACCACUAUGUUGCCCCAAAGACCAUGUUUGCAAAUGGGACUGUGUAUCCUCCCAACAAAGGCUUCUGUCCAUGCAGAGAGUCUGGAGUUCUGAAUGUCAGUACAUGCAGACACACUAAUCUGGAACACUCCAUCGCCUUAUCUGAACCAUCCCAUCUCAACUUCACAUAA
Molecule: messenger RNA, 1188 nt
Organism: Chiloscyllium plagiosum (whitespotted bambooshark)
Lineage: Eukaryota; Metazoa; Chordata; Chondrichthyes; Orectolobiformes; Hemiscylliidae
Product: scavenger receptor class B member 1-like
Biological process (GO): plasma lipoprotein particle clearance; cholesterol efflux; recognition of apoptotic cell
Cellular component (GO): cytoplasm; caveola
Molecular function (GO): lipid binding; scavenger receptor activity; low-density lipoprotein particle binding
Source: RefSeq, a predicted model, not a curated record